Castor canadensis (American beaver) is the source of this 2722-nucleotide messenger RNA. NCBI's taxonomy places the organism in Eukaryota, Metazoa, Chordata, Mammalia, Rodentia, Castoridae. The record is from RefSeq and is a predicted model, not a curated record.
CCUUCUUUCCUGCCUUUUCCUCAACUCUCUCCACCCCUUGCGUUCUCCGCCCUGCUCGCCUCCAGUCCUCCCCUCCCGCUCCAUCCGGGUCGCUGACGGCUGUCUCUGGACUGGAGAGUGGUGGCGGCUGCUUUUCUUGGAGGAACCUGAUAAGAACUUCAGUUUUCUGUUGAUGUGGAGUCAUACAGUACCUUCAGCUUUCCAGUGUUUCAGAAGGGAAUUUUGUGUUGAAACUGGAAGACCAAAAUAAUUACAAGCAUGUUGUGCUGGGGAAAUGCAUCCUUUGGACAACUAGGUUUGGGUGGAAUUGAUGAAGAAAUUGUACUAGAGCCCAGAAAAAGUGACUUUUUUAUGAAUAAAAAGGUCCGAGAUGUAGGAUGUGGACUCAGGCAUACCGUAUUUGUUCUGGAUGAUGGAACUGUGUACACGUGCGGAUGUAAUGAUCUAGGACAGCUAGGUCAUGAAAAAUCCAGGAAGAGACCCGGACCCUACAUCUGAGGAAUUUCAAGAGCAUUACACAAUAACUCAUGGUUCCUUUCAAAAUGCUUGUGACACAGUUUGCAAGAAUUAUCCUCAUCUUAGGGGAUAAAUUUUCGGAGAAAUGGCAGCACAAGUUGGUAAGUAACUUGUCAAAACAGCAGGUGACUGGCAAACAGCUAUAAGUUGAAUCUGAAAAUUUAAGCAUACCAGUCUCCUACCUUAUUCAGUAAAUUGUGCUUAUGUUUAGUAUUAUUUACAGUAAUAUAUAUUUGAGGCAGAUCAAAUACUAAUUCACAGAUUGUGAUGUUGCCAUUGUAUUUGGUGGCUUAUUGUAAUAAAUCAGUAUUUUAGUAAGAUGAUUACAUUGCUAUACCACUUUGUUAUUUCCUUAUAACCCUGGGUGGUAUGAAAAAUACUCAUUUUAAAAUUUGAUUUAAUUUUUUUUUAUUUUUUUGUGGUUCUGGGGACCAAAUCCAUGGCCUCAUGCGUGCUAAGCAGGGACUCUUGACACUGAGCUACAACCCCAGCCCAAGAAAGUUAGACAAAUAAGUAAAACUUACUAUGGUAAUACCUAGUCUUCUCUCAUUUCUUGGUUACACGUUCUAUAUCUCUCUGUUGUCUUAACUGCUAUUCUGUGCUACUGUCAAAAGUCUACAGUAAUUGCUAUGCAGGGUUGAUUUGGUGGCUAACAUUAGAACUUGUAUUAGUUAUUAGUGUAUCUACAUGAUACACUAUAACUGUCAUGUAGAUACUUUAAUCUGUCCUUGGGAUGCAUAGACUUGAAGAUGUUUUAUAAAACUCUUAACCCACACAGAAAACAUAAGAGAAGUAGAUGCUUAAUCUGAGCAGGCUUAACAAAUAAUGACUUCUUUAAAGAAUUUUCUCUUUCUGUUCAGUAGUGUUUGUAUAAGAUUGGAAUUGAGCUACAUACUUAUAUUUGGUUAAAAAUGAUAAUGAGCCAGACAUGGUGACACAUGCCUGUUAUCCCAACAUUGGGAGGCUGAAGCAAAAAGAUUGUGAGUUUGAGGCCAGCCUGGGCUACAUUUCAAGACCCUGUCUCAAAACACAAAACAAACAACAAAAACCAGGAGUAUGGUGGAUUUCAAUUUUAUAGUUUGGGCAGUUACCAAAGAUUCUUGUUGCAGAUGGCAGUGUAGGUGGUCCAGUUUGCAUCAUCUUCUUAGGAGAGAUUCCUAAAGAUUUUUAGGGUUCUGUGUUCCCAAUAUGUUAUGAAGGUAGAAUGGUUGUUAGGACUCAUUCUCACAAACUCCAUGUAUUUUAAAAACUGAUUUGAGGCUAUAGAAGUCACUUUUUUUCUAAACUAAAAAGCAUACUGAGUACUUGGGAUACAUUUAGAAACAACUUGAUAGAGGUGAUAUACUCAGACAUUGUUGCAAGAAUUUAUUUGGACUAGAAUUGAAUUCAUAGAAAAAUGGGUAGUAUUUAUGAAGAAACUAUUAACAAGCCCAUGGUUUAUUUUCUUUCUGCUUCUCUGUUUUUCCAUGCUGAUGAAAUUAAAAAGGUAGUAAUUAUUUUUAAAUCUUAAUGAAUGGUGAUACUUUAUGUGCAAGAAAAGCUUGUGCUAUAUGUAAUCAGUAUACAGAAAUUUAUUUGAGUUAUUUGCAGUUUGAACUCGGCUUCUGCACUUGCUAGGCAGGUGCUCUACUGAUUGAGCCACCUCCAGCCACUUCUUUAUUUUUAUUAAAAAAAUUUUUUUUUCUUUGUGGGGCUGAGGAUAGAACCCAGGACAUUGUGCAUUUUAGGAAAGCACUCUGUUACUGAGCUACAUCUCCAGUCCUUUUUUAUUUAAUUACAUUUAUUUAUUAUUAAUCUGUUUUGUGGUACUAGAGGUUGAACCCAGGGCCUUGCAGUGCUAGAUAAGUACUCCAUCAGUGGAGUACUUGCCUCUACUUCUUUAUUAAUGGCCAAGUUUAGCCUCAGUUUUUCCAUUGUUAGGUGUGAUACUAUUCUGAAAUACAUAUUUUUAGUUUUUCAUAAUUUUUUCUAGAUACAAAGGCAUUACAUGGUUUUAGAAACUAUAGGAGAGCAAAAAUCAAGUGAUUAUGUGUAAAUACUUUGAUCAUUUGGGACCUUUUUUGUACUCAUGUUCCUAACUAAAGACUGGGAGUACAUUCUUGUAUCUCAACUUUUUUUCAAAAUAAUUAAAUAAUUAGUAUUCUCCAUGUUUUAAAAUAUUGUUUAGGGAUGUUAGAAUGAUAAUUUAAUGUUUCCUCAUUUAUGU